Messenger RNA from Metopolophium dirhodum (rose-grain aphid), 795 nucleotides. RefSeq lists its product as uncharacterized. Lineage: Eukaryota; Metazoa; Arthropoda; Insecta; Hemiptera; Aphididae. Bases 1 to 795 code for a protein of 264 amino acids. The record is from RefSeq and is a predicted model, not a curated record. The transcript has 2 exons.
AUGUAUCCCCAUUCAUCUCGUCGUGGUAGUCACUCAUUUUUGGCAACUGGAGAUUCUUUUCAAACCAUCUCUUUUAGUUACCGUUUGGGACAUUCAACUGUCCAAUCAAUUGUUUUAGAAGUUUGUACUGCUAUUAUAUCUAACUUAAAAGAAGAAUGCAUGCCAAUGCCGAAAGAAGAUGAUUGGAAAACCAUAUCUAAUGAGUUUUGGGAAAUAUGGAACUUCCCCAAUUGCAUUGGUGCAUUGGAUGGUAAACAUGUUGUCAUUGAAGCUCCACCAAAUAGUGGUUCACUUUAUUUUAAUUACAAGAAAACAUUUUCGAUCAUUUUAAUGGCUUUGGUUGAUGCGAAAUAUAAAUUUAUUGCGGUGGAUAUUGGGGCUUAUGGGAAAAGUAAUGAUGGUGGAAUUUUUUCCAGUUCAAAAAUGGGUAAAGCGUUUGAAAAAAAUAAAUUUAAUGUACCUGAUGGCCGAGCUCUGUCAGGAACAAAUGAAGUUUUACCAUACGCAAUGAUAGGAGAUGAGGCUUUUCCUUUAAAAAGUUAUAUUUUAAGACCAUACCCCGGCAUACAAAUUCACCGAGAUGAAACCAAAAAAAUAUUCAACGAGCGACUAUCACGUGCGAGAAAAGUUGUAGAGGAUGCAUUUGGUCAGCUGUCACAAAAAUUUCGUGUAUAUCAAAGACGCUUAAAAUCAUUACCGGAAAAUGCGGAUAAGAUAAUUUUCACUACCUGUAUUUUACAUAACUUUAUAAAAAGUGAUAAUGAUAAUCAAUUUGCAUCAUCAGUGUCCGAAUAA